Myotis lucifugus (little brown bat) is the source of this 3034-nucleotide messenger RNA. RefSeq names its product Cas scaffolding protein family member 4 (gene CASS4). Gene Ontology annotation, cellular component: plasma membrane; cytoplasm. Gene Ontology annotation, molecular function: protein binding. The record is from RefSeq and is a predicted model, not a curated record. The transcript has 8 exons. Gene Ontology annotation, biological process: cell surface receptor protein tyrosine kinase signaling pathway; cell migration. Lineage: Eukaryota; Metazoa; Chordata; Mammalia; Chiroptera; Vespertilionidae.
UCGCCUGCUUUCCAGAAAGGGGGCUGCUGGGAGAGUCUGCUUGACAAUUUCCCGUGCUGUCAGCUCCACAGAAUUCCAUUUCUGAGAACCUGCUCGGAGCAUGCAGUGACAUUGCGUAACCCGCCUCCGGAGCGGGCAGUAUUAGCCGUGGCGCUCAGAGCGACUGUUUCACCCAACAUGAGAGGAGCGAGCGGCAUGGAUGGGGCGCCCAAGCACAAAGUUCUAAGGAGAAGGGAGCUUAGCCAUCGCUGCUGUGGCAACAAGGCACUCUUGGCCAGGGCACUUUAUAACAACGACCCGGACUGCUCCGAUGAGCUGGCUUUCUGCAAAGGAGACAUCCUGACCAUUCUGGAACAACACGUGCCGGAGAGCGAGGGCUGGUGGAGGUGUUUGCUCCACGGGAGGCAAGGCCUGGCCCCUGCCAACCGCCUCCAAAUCCUCUCAGGGGCCCCCGCAGACAGUCCCUGUCCCCCUUUCCUGAGACCCCUGGAGGAAGCUCUCGCCAGCUCCAAGGAGGCCUACCAGGUGCCCACCCUGCUGAGCCCCCCACCUCCAGGCCCUGUGUACGAGCCGAUGAAGAGCUGGGUGACGGGGCCCCCGCCACACACAGUCCAAGUCUACGAUGACCCGGACUCUCCUCCCCUCGCAAACAUUGCCUAUCAAUACCUCCCAUAAUUUUCGCUCCAGACACCAGCCAUCGUCCCGAUUCCCAGACCGGCCCAGGCCUCAUUGCUCUCUCUAUAUGAUGUGCCCGCCCAGAGCCGCGGCCCCUCUGCCUUGAAGGAGCCAGGGAAGCAGCAGUUAUAUGACAUCCCCGCCAGCCCCCGGAAGGCAGAACGGGGUCCCCCGGCCGGCCAACCCAGCAGGCAGAGUGCUCCCGUGACAGCAACAGUUGCCCUAGGCAGAGCCUGCUACAAAACAUUGCCAAACCCCCAGAAAUCAGAGUGGAUUUAUGACACUCCAGCGUCUCCAGCAAAAGCGGAUGUGAGAAAUGUCUGUGUUACCGGCUUUGUGGAAGAAUCGGGGUCCCACGCCCUCCCCAGAUCCAUGUCCAGUUUCCACAGUCCUCCGAACAGCAGAGCGCGGUCCCUCACUCCACACCUGCGUGGAAAUGUGCCCGUGCAGAACCCCGCCUGCCCCGGGCCAGCGCCCGGGGACGCCUGCCCUUCCGACGGGGGUGUCAGCUACAAGGUCCCUUUGAGCUUUCUGAUUCCCCGAGUGGAGCAGCAGAACACCAAGCCCAACAUCUAUGACAUCCCUAUCCCUGUGCCCAGCGCCCCUCGGGCUGGAAAAGAGCCAGGGGAUGCGGACGGGGCUUCAGGGGAGACCUCGGACCCUCACUGCGCAUGCCUCUCCAGACAGGCCGCAUGGCCCGCCCCUGAGCCGGACAGACUGUCCGUGAACAGCUCCGACAGCAGGGCCAGCAUCACGUCUUCCUGCUCCUCCAUGUCCACCGACUCCUCGUGCAGCUCCUCCUCGGAGGAGUCGGCGAAGGAGCUCUCCUUGGACCUGGCCUUGGCCAAGGGCACGGCGACGGCUCUCCAGCAGAAGGUGGCCAGCUCGGUGGCCGGCCUGAUGCUCUUUGUCAGCAGGAACUGGAGGCUCAGAGACUCUCUGGAGGCCAACAUCGACGCCAUCCGCAGGGCCGCCGACCUCAUCGAAGAGUCCCUGAGAGAAUUUCUGGAUUUCGCCCGCGGAGUCUGCGGGGCCGCCGGGAACCUCCCCAGCAGUAGCCUUCAGGCCAGAAUUAGGGAUCAGCUGCAGACGAUCUCCAACUCCUACCACAUCCUGCUGGAAACCAAGGAGAGCCUGGAGGGCUGCCAGUGGUCCCUGGACGUCCUUGUGACAGACAAAGCCCAGAGCAGCCUGGAUGACCUGGAGAGGUUUGUCAUGGUGGCAAGGAUGGUUCCGGAAGACAUCAAGAGGUUCACCUCCAUCGUCAUUGCCAACGGGAGGCUCCUCUUCAAGCAGAAUGCUGAGAAGGAAGAGACCCCACCAUGGGCCCCCAAGACAGAAUUCAAGCUGGCGAAAGGCAUCCAGCUUCCCCGGAGGGAAAUGGAGUCCUACCAGCGGAGUGCGCCUUGUCCUCAGCAGAGGGAGAACGGGCCCUGCCCCGAGCUGCUCGGGAAAAGCUGGGCCAGUGUCUGUGAGAAGAAGUUGCCUAACCUGGAAGAGAAAGUAAAACCCAUCCUGGAACAAAGAUUGGAUGAAAACAAAGACUUAGAAACACAGGACCUCAGCUCCCCUGUGCCCCCACCUCUGGGUCAGCAGGACCCGGGGAAGAAGGCCCUCCUCUCGGAACACUGCCGGCUCUAUUUCGGGGCGCUCUUCAAGGCCAUGGGCGUCCUCCACAGCAGCCUCCGCCCCGGCCAGCCCCCCGAGAUCCUCGUGGCCCAGAGCAAGCUGGUCAUCACGAUCGGGCAGAAGCUGGUGGACACGCUGUGCAGGGAGACGCAGGACAGGGACGCGCGCAACGAGAUCCUCCGCGGCAGCAGCCACCUGUGCAGCCUGCUCAAGGACCUGGCGCUGGCCACCAAGCGCGCCGUGCUGCAGCGCCCCAGCCCCGCUGCGCUGGCGCACCUCCGGGCCGAGGCCGACAAGCUGGAGCAACACGCGAGGCAAUUCAGGGGGUCGUUGGACUGAGCCUCCCUCCCUCCUUCUCAUGCGGAGAGCCAGCCCGAGGGGGGGAGGGGUACACCGAUGGGCAGAAGAGCCACGUGCCCGAAGCCUAGGCAACCCCAGGACAUUGCCUUGUCCCACAGACAGUCAGGGGAGAGAGACGGGUGUUGAGUAAGGACCUUGCUAAGUGUUCAUGACGUAAGGUCGGUGUAUGAAGUGACAUUGUAGAAACUGAUUUUUGUACCGGUUAAAUGUGUGCCUGUUUUAAAUUCAUUCAGUAUUUAUUUAUUGGACACCUACUAGAUGUGCAAUUGCAGGUGCUGCUCAUGUAGCAGUAAAUUAAUCGGAAACCUCACCCUCAGGGAGCUUACAGAGAACACAGUGACAGAGAAAGACAUAUCCUGUAUGUCAGGUG